UCCAUGUUAAAUAACAGCAGCUCGUGUAGUCUGAUGCGCCACAUUAAAGGUCACGUGAUGCUGUCAGACUGCUCAUUGACAGCUUUUUUUUAUUACAUGAAAAAUGUUCUUCUCUCCUCAGUUGCACUUGUUCAUCUUCAUCACUUUCACUUUCUUCUCCGUUCGUCCUGAUUUUGCUUCUCUUCACAUCCGGCUCUUAAUCAAUCCUCCCUUUUAAUGAGAUUAAACUGUGACCUGCAGCGACCUCUCCUCUCCUGCCCAAGUCCUCUCCUCUUUUCCUUUCUUCUGCCCCCUUAUCUCCUCUCCUGCUUCCUCACCUCCUCCCUCUCUCUCUCUCUCUCUCUCUCUCUCUCCUUCUCUCCAGCUGAUCUUCCAAACUUGGUCAUGUUCUUGCCUGUGCAGCAGUGUGUGUGGACCCUGUGAGGAGAAGGUCAUGGCUCGCUGCAGGAGUUACCUACGAGGACUCUCCAUCUGUGUCACUGUGCUGCUUCUGGUGUCCGGCGUGGUGAUGAUCGGCGUCGGGGUUUCCUCCAUCGAGGGCAACACACCGGUUGCCCAGCUCUUCGAGCAGCUCUCCAGCAGCGACGGCCUGAUGGUGCUCAAGGUGUUCGGUCUGGUCACCGUGGUUCUGUCGGUUCUGGGUGUCUGCGCUACGUCACUGCACCACAAGCCUCUGCUGCUGCUGUUUUCUGCCCUGAUAUUUGUGGAGUUCGUGGCUCUAAUGGUCGUCGCCUCCCCGCUGGUUCAGGUCCAAGCUCAGGUAACUCCACCCUCCUUUGAGGUAACCCCACCCUCCUUUGUGGUAACUCCACCCUCCUUUGAGGUAACCCCACCCUCCUUUGUGGUAACUCCACCCUCCUUUGAGGUAACCCCACCCUCCUUUGUGGUAACUCCACCCUCCUUUGAGGUAACCCCACCCUCAUUUGUGGUAACUCCACCCUCCUUUGAGGUAACCCCACCCUCCUUUGUGGUAACUCCACCCUCCUUUGUGGUAACCCUACCCUCCUUUGUGGUAACCCCACCCUCAUUUGUGGUAACUCCACCCUCCUUUGUGGUAACUCCACCACUCUUUGUGGUAACUCCACCCUCCUUUGAGGUAACUCCACCUUUGUUGUGCAAUUGGUUCUUAGGAGACACUGCUGCCCCCUGGAGGACAGUGUGGGCAUUUAUUCAACCUCAUUUUUUAGAUGAAUGUCCGCAGCUUUCAGAGAAUCUAAACUUCCUCUUAGUGAGGAAUCAGAGUGGUUUAAUGAUACGACAUUUUGCUGUUGUUGCUGUUGUUGUUGUUGUUGUUGUGGCGUUGCAGAUGGACGGCGCGGUGGACGAGGUGUUCCGGAACGUGACCCCCCUCCACCGAGCGGAGCCCUACAUCCAGAGCGAACUGAACAAGCUGCAGGCCUCCGACUCCUGCUGUGGCUUGAGGACUUUCAAGGAUUGGGAAAAACAACUUCCUGUCUCCUGUUUCUGCAAACCCGCCGUGUCCACCCUGCAGCCGAGCUCUCAGUCAGGUAACGCGAGCUCGGGGGGGCCCUGUGUGCUGGUGGGCAGUGACCUUUACCCUCCGACCUCUCAGGUGUCCGAGCGGCUGUGGGUUCACUCCGAGCCCUGCGGCCCCAUCCUGAAGAGCCACCUGAGCUUCCCCAUCAAAGUGAGGAUAGGAAUCAUCUCGGCCUUCUCCACCAUCGCGAUGGCGGCCGUGGCGCUGUGCCUGGCGCUCGGCCUGCAGGAGUACUGGACGACCCCCCCGGUGGAAACCACGGUCGACGACUUCGACAGAGUGAAGUACCAACCCAAACCCUCCCUCACCUGACCUCUGACCCCCGCCCCCCUGAAUCCAGGGACCAGUCCACACUGAGGUGGAGCCAUGAAGAAGGAACGGAGCAGCUUGGGACUGAAUGUUUGAUUUGAAUAAAGUUUUAUUUUAUCACGG
Molecule: messenger RNA, 1930 nt
Organism: Pungitius pungitius (ninespine stickleback)
Lineage: Eukaryota; Metazoa; Chordata; Actinopteri; Perciformes; Gasterosteidae
Product: 23 kDa integral membrane protein-like
Exons: 8
Coding region: 434-1810 (458 amino acids)
Cellular component (GO): plasma membrane
Source: RefSeq, a predicted model, not a curated record